AAGAAGGUAGUGGAAAUGGAUUCUCAAUCGGCGUAGAAGGAGGUUAACGAGCCAUUGGCAGUACCGGAAGAAUCGUUACCACAACAACCUUCGUUUUCUCGAUCUUUCAGCUCCAGACAUGGCUCACAGAAUGAACUCGAGAACCUACUCACAGACACCAGCGUCCCUUACUCCAAGCGUAUUGGUCCAGCAACAUGGCUCGAGUUCAAACUCCUCUUUCACCUUGCUGCUCCUGCGGUCAUCGUCUACCUCCUCAACUAUGUCAUGUCUAUGUCCACACAAAUCUUCUCCGGCCACCUCGGUAACCUCGAACUUGCCGCCUCUUCCCUCGGAAACAAUGGCAUCCAAAUCUUCGCUUAUGGUCUCAUGUUGGGUAUGGGAAGUGCCGUUGAGACGCUGUGCGGACAUGCGUACGGGGCGAAGAAAUUCCACAUGUUAGGUGUGUACCUGCAACGAUCCACGGUGCUGCUGACACUCGCGGGCGUUCUGCUAACCGUAAUCUACGUCUUAGCGGAACCAAUCCUGCUGUUUCUCGGCGAGUCGCCGCAAAUCGCAUCGGCAGCUGCGCUUUUCGUGUACGGGCUCAUCCCUCAGAUCUUCGCGUACGCCGUGAACUUCCCCAUCCAGAAGUUUCUCCAGGCGCAGAGCAUCGUGGCUCCGAGCUCGUACAUUUCAUGCGCCACGCUCGUGUUCCACCUCGUGCUCAGUUGGUUGGCGGUGAAUAAGCUGGGGAUGGGCCUGUUUGGCGCCUCGCUGGUGCUCAGCAUCUCUUGGUGGGUCAUCGUGCUGGCGCAGUUCGUUUACAUCGUGAAGAGCGAGCGGUGCAAGCAGACUUGGGGCGGCUUCACCUUCGAAGCGUUUUCGGGGUUGCCGGAGUUUUUCAAACUGUCGGCGGCUUCCGCCGUUAUGCUCUGCCUAGAGACGUGGUACUUCCAGAUUCUGGUGCUGCUCGCGGGGUUGCUUCCCGAGCCUGAAUUGGCUCUCGAUUCCCUUUCCAUUUGCACCACACUGUCCGGAUGGGUUUUCAUGAUCUCAGUUGGAUUUAACGCAGCUGCAAGUGUGAGAGUGAGCAACGAGCUAGGAGCAAGAAAUCCAAAAUCAGCUUCAUUUUCUGUGGUGGUGGUGACAGUGAUAUCUUUCAUAAUAUCAGUUAUUAUAGCAGUGGUGAUUUUGUCGCUAAGAGAUGUCCUUAGCUAUGCCUUCACUGAAGGCGAAGAGGUGGCUGCUGCAGUCUCAGAUCUUUGUCCCCUCCUUGCCCUUUCCAUUGUUCUCAACGGCAUUCAGCCUGUUUUGUCUGGGGUGGCUGUUGGAUGUGGAUGGCAAACUUUUGUUGCGUACGUAAACGUUGGUUGCUAUUACGGAAUUGGCAUUCCAUUGGGUUCUGUAAUGGGUUUCUAUUUCAAACUCAAUGCAAAGGGAAUAUGGUUGGGAAUGCUUGGUGGCACGGUUCUGCAAACAAUUAUUUUGAUGUGGGUCACAUUUAGAACUGAUUGGAAGAAAGAGGUUGAGGAAGCAGAAAAGAGGUUGAAUGCGUGGGAGGACAUAAAGGAGCCACUCAUCGUCAAGAACUGAAUAACAGGAAUGGGGCUUUGGAUUUAGAGAAUUAUUUUGAAAUGAGGAUAACUUAUUGAUUUCACUGUGAAGAGAGAUUCCCAUCAUGUACUCUUGCAAAAUUCAAAUUGCAUUCUCUCUACAAAGUGAUAUAGACAGUUCUUACCA
Molecule: messenger RNA, 1719 nt
Organism: Vigna umbellata (rice bean)
Lineage: Eukaryota; Viridiplantae; Streptophyta; Magnoliopsida; Fabales; Fabaceae
Product: protein DETOXIFICATION 40-like
Biological process (GO): xenobiotic detoxification by transmembrane export across the plasma membrane
Cellular component (GO): membrane
Molecular function (GO): antiporter activity; xenobiotic transmembrane transporter activity
Source: RefSeq, a predicted model, not a curated record